CUGGGGUACAGACAAACUCAGAACUUUUUGGUUUUCAAACUUAGAAGGUUUUUAAAAGUCUCUUGGGCUAUUUGAAAGUGUUGGUACAUACAAUGACGUUUAGUCACCAGUAUUAAAGGAAAUAAAAGGCAUUUUCAAAAUGAAGCACCCACAGUGUCCAUGCAUUUGGGAAAUACAGUAUUAGAUUUUUUUGCAUGUAUGAUUAUACCAGGAGACAGGACUAAUUUAGAAGAUGGCAAGGCAAAUUGUAAUUAGAGAAGAUAUUAAUUCUCUACAAAAUAAAGUUUGUUCAUCAAUACAAACCUGCUUUCAAACCAAUCAGACAUCCUUCGGAAUGUGUUCAGAACCCAAACAUCAUGUCAAUGGCAACAGAACAGUCGAACCUUUCCCAGAGGGAACACAGAUGGCUCUGUUUGGAAUGGGCUGUUUUUGGGGCGCUGAAAGGAAAUUCUGGAUCCUGAAAGGGGUAUACUCCACUCAAGUUGGCUAUGCAGGGGGCUAUACCUCCAAUCCUACUUAUCAAGAAGUCUGCUCAGGAAAGACCGGCCACGCCGAAGUCGUCCGCGUUGUGUACCAGCCCGAACGCAUCCGCUUUGAGGAGCUGCUCAAGGUCUUCUGGGAGAACCAUGACCCGACGCAAGGCAUGCGCCAAGGCAAUGAUCAUGGCACUCAGUACCGUUCAGCCAUCUAUCCUACCUCUGCUGAGCAAAUGGAGGCAGCCUCGAGGUCCAAAAAGGACUACCAGAAGGUCCUCUCCCAGAGCGGCUAUGGGCCAAUCACCACGGACAUCCGAGAGAAGCAGCCCUUCUACUACGCGGAAGACUACCACCAGCAGUACCUGAGCAAGAACCCGGAUGGCUACUGCGGCCUCGGCGGCACGGGCGUUUCCUGUCCAAUCGGGGUGCGAAAAUAAGCUCUGCUGUCACACGGCGGGCCUUGAGAUUCCAGCCCCAACAUGCACCCAUCAAAUUGGCCAAUUCCCUGUGAUUCAUGCCUGUGGCAUUUCGAAAUGUGCAAAGCGCAAAGGCAUCUUUUUUCAGAAUCUGGUUGAUCGACGUAUAAUUUACACGAAGUGCAAUGGCAGGCUGAUUCAAUGUCAAUCUUCUAAUAAAGGUUUAUGGGUAUAGA
Messenger RNA from Echinops telfairi (small Madagascar hedgehog), 1128 nucleotides. It is a transcript of the gene MSRA, whose product is annotated as methionine sulfoxide reductase A. Gene Ontology annotation, biological process: cellular response to oxidative stress. NCBI's taxonomy places the organism in Eukaryota, Metazoa, Chordata, Mammalia, Afrosoricida, Tenrecidae. Gene Ontology annotation, molecular function: peptide-methionine (S)-S-oxide reductase activity. The coding region runs from base 233 to 913 and encodes 226 amino acids. Gene Ontology annotation, cellular component: cytoplasm. The transcript has 6 exons. The record is from RefSeq and is a predicted model, not a curated record.